Messenger RNA from Mytilinidion resinicola, 1543 nucleotides. RefSeq lists its product as uncharacterized. The record is from RefSeq and is a predicted model, not a curated record. The transcript has 7 exons. Lineage: Eukaryota; Fungi; Ascomycota; Dothideomycetes; Mytilinidiales; Mytilinidiaceae. Bases 72 to 1418 code for a protein of 448 amino acids.
CCGGCACAGAUCAAGCUUUCCUCCAAACUUUUCAGCAUCUUCUCUCACUCUUCCCGAGAAUCAAUUGAACAAUGGCGACCUUACUAGCACCCUACAAUACGGCGAUGCAGCUGGGCUCAGGAUUUAACUCCUUCACCCAGCAAAUGUGCAUCGACCAUGCUGUGACGAGAGAUCCUGACGCUAUACAGCAACAUGCAGAGACAGCGAUCGAGAAACAGGUCGCCCAGGAGGUGAUUUACAAGACCUCAAUUGUCGACAAAGUGACCGACGUGACCAGUGCUAUGAACAUCAACGCCGCAUUCUCCAUUAAAUACGAUACAUUCAAUGCUACUGGCAAAGGAGACUUUAUCAACACGUCGAAAGUCAAGGAGAGUGACAUUAGCUUUAUGAUCACUGUCAAGGUCGUGAACCAAGUUAUUUACGAUUACUCCUUGACCAAGUUCCAACCCAUUUCUGGACUCAAGACGAACAACUUCGCGGACGUGUACGGAGAUUGCUUCAUUUCUGGCUUCCAGGAAGGCGGAGAAUUUACCGCAGUCAUCUCCGUGAAGGCUAAGGAUCGGCAGGCAGCUGAUACUAUCAAAGCACAGGCUGCUAUCGAAUUCACAAAGGACAAACUGGAGGUUGGUGUGAACGGACAGUUCAACCGAGACACUACCGAGUUCUUGAAGGAGAAUGAGACUACAGUUUCAGUCACGUGGACCGGUGGAGGGCAGAACAUCAAGGGCCCCGCCGAGGACUGGACUUUCGAAACCAUGAAAGCCGCCGCGCUGAAGUUUCCUCAGCUCGUCAGCCAAACGCCUAUGCGCACGCACGCCAUCCUCACCAAAUACACUGCUCUCCGCAGCUUCCAAGCCACCAACUUGCAAGCGAGCAUCCCUUAUUUUGAGAAGGCCGGAGUGUAUACCAACAUCCUCCAAGAAGCAUAUCUAGAUUACAAAACCAUCGCCAAGAACCUGCAGAUCCUAGCCUAUGACUUCUCCGCCGGUGCCCAGACCCUAGUCGAGGCACCGGCCGCCAAGAAAGCCAUCGAAGAGAAGCAAUCAAAGGAAACCGACAGCAUUAACAGCGACGAUAUGGUUCCUGUGUCCAGGCAAGAUACCGUCCAAGGUGCUACGGCCCCGCUCAGGAUCACCGAGCCCUAUCCGGCGACAUUGCAGGGUCUGGAAUCUGCGCGACAGGUCGUCCGUUUCAUGCUGAACCGUAUCGUCGGCGAAGUUGAUGCUGUUACGAGAAACCCAGAUCUCGCUACUGAUGAGAAGAGGCGAUUGCCCUAUAUGAGCCCAUUCCUCUUCAAGGAAUAUCUCCCUGUUGGUGUCCCGGUGCCGAGCGCAGAGUCGGCCCCAGCGAUUGCUGCUGCUCCUGCUAACGAUGUGAGCGGGUUGACGGGUCGUAUGGGCAGCACUAUGAGGUUCUAGCUGUAGGUUUUUGGUAUCAUUUAUCGCAUACCAUUUUCUGCAGUUGUUCUCUAUUUCGUCUCACGUAAUUCACGUUUCUUAUCUUUCUGUAAUUUAGUUACGUCAAUUGACUAUAGCAUUGCUCG